Molecule: messenger RNA, 4015 nt
Organism: Vigna umbellata (rice bean)
Lineage: Eukaryota; Viridiplantae; Streptophyta; Magnoliopsida; Fabales; Fabaceae
Source: RefSeq, a predicted model, not a curated record
UAUGCAUGAGACUGUUCUGUGGUUGCUUGUAGGCUUCUUGGAGAUUUGAUUUAUUUGGAUGUGAUCACUCUUGAGGGUAAUAAAUUUUGUAUUACGGGAAGUACAAAAAUGUUUUAUGUCAACUCGAGCUCAGCAAACACUCUUGACCCAAGGCAAAGUAAAGCUACUUUUGAAGCAACAAAUCUUGUUGCUCUCUUACAAAAGAUUAGCCCUAAGUUCAAAAAAGCUUUCCGGGAAGUAUUGGAGGGUAGAGCAGCUGCCCAUCCUUUUGAAAAUGUGCAAUCUUUGUUGCCACCUAAUUCUUGGCUUGGAUUAUACCCUGUUCCUGCAGACCACAGACGUGAUGCAGCCCGGGCUGAGAAUGCUUUGACUCUUCUUUAUGGCAAUGAGCCAAUUGGCAUGCAAAGAGACUGGAAUGAAGAGCUGCAGUCCUGCAGAGAAUUUCCUCAUACAACUCCACAGGAGAGGAUUUUGCGGGAUAGGGCACUUUAUAAAGUGACAUCAGACUUUGUUGAUGCAGCUAUUAAUGGUGCGAUUGGAGUGAUCAGUGGCUGCAUUCCUCCAAUAAACCCAACUGACCCUGAAUGUUUUCACAUGUAUGUACACAACAAUAUAUUCUUUAGUUUUGCUAUUGAUGCUGACCUUGAGAAGCUGUCAAAGAAAUGUGUGGAUUCUAAUUCAAAAACUUGGAGCUCUGGCACUUUGCAAAGUUCUUCUGAUAAAGCUUCCAUUCCACUUCAUGGAGAAACUCAGGUUCCUAAUGGAGGAAAAGAUAUUGGUUCAAGUUCAGAUGAUCUUAAUGGCACAGAAACCUCUCAAGAUGCUUCUCCAGAAGCUCAGCUGGCUGAGAAUGAGCAAGCCACGUAUGCUUCUGCAAACAAUGAUUUGAAGGGCACAAAGGCUUACCAAGAAGCCGAUGUUGCUGGACUUUAUAAUCUUGCUAUGGCUAUAAUUGACUACAGGGGGCAUAGAGUGGUAGCUCAGAGUGUAUUACCGGGCAUUCUUCAAGGGGACAAGUCAGACUCUCUCUUGUAUGGCUCUGUCGACAAUGGAAAGAAAAUUUGCUGGAAUGAAGAUUUUCAUUCUAAGGUGUCAGAGGCUGCCAAAUGCCUUCAUUUGAAGGAACAUUUAGUCCUUGACGGAUCUGGAAAUGUUUUCAAAUUAGCUGCACCUGUUGAGUGUAAGGGCAUUGUUGGUGGUGAUGACCGACACUACCUUCUUGAUUUGUUGAGGGUAACUCCUCGUGAUGCCAACUAUACUGGGCCUGGUUCUCGAUUUUGUAUCUUGAGGCCAGAAUUAAUUACUGCCUUUUGCCAGGCCCAAGUAGCAGAGGCAUUGAAACCUACCAAGGUGAAUUCUGAAGAGGCUGACAAUUUGGUCACUGAUUCUGGAAAGGCAACCGAUCCUGACCUGCUGGUAAAUGAUUCCCAAGCAGCUGCUGAUUCUGAUCAGCUGGUGAAUGAUUCCCCAAAUGCUGCUGAUGCUGACACACUGGUGAACGAUUCCCAAAAUGUUGCAGAUGCUCACAAGCCAGAUUCAACAGACGGAAAAAAAACUGAGGAUGUAAAAGAAUUUGCUUCUGUGACUGCCAAAGCCUCUGAUGGUAGUGAGGAUAUUGUUUUUAAUCCUAACGUCUUCACUGAAUUCAAACUUGCUGGGAGCCCAGAGGAAAUAGCAGCUGAUGAAGAUAAUGUUAGAAAAGUUGGUCAAUAUCUUAUUGAUGUUGUACUUCCAAAGUUUAUACAAGAUCUAUGUACACUUGAAGUUUCACCAAUGGAUGGCCAGACAUUAACUGAAGCACUGCAUGCUCACGGAAUUAAUGUUCGCUAUAUUGGCAAAGUGGCUGGAGGGACUAAACAUCUACCUCAUCUGUGGGAUCUUUGCAACAAUGAGAUUGUUGUUAGAUCUGCCAAGCAUAUUAUCAAGGAUUUAUUGAGGGAGACAGAGGACCAUGAUCUUGCACCAGCUGUAUCUCAUUUCUUAAACUGCCUAUUUGGAAGUUGUCAAGCUCCCAGUGGCAAAGCUAUCACCAAUAGCACUCAGUCCAAAACUCCUAAAAAGGAACAUGCUGGGCAACGGUCUCCAGGAAAACAUUCCAAAGGGCAAGCUCGAUGGAAAGGCAGGGCUUCAUUAAGAAAGACUCAACCUUUGUACAUGAGUAUCAGCUCGGAAGCUCUUUGGUCAGACAUUCAAGAAUUUGCCUUGGUUAAGUACAAGUUUGAAUUGCCAGAGGAUGCGAGGUCGCACGUUAAGAAAAUUUCUGUUAUACGAAAUCUUUGUCUUAAGGUUGGUAUAACAGUUGCUGCUCGUAAAUAUGAUCUUAGUUCUGCAACUCCCUUCCAAACCUCUGAUGUCUUGGAUAUCCGUCCAGUGGUCAAGCAUUCAGUUCCUUCCUGUUCAGAAGCCAAGGAGCUUGUGGAAACUGGGAAACUUCAAUUGGCUGAGGGUAUGCUUAGUGAAGCCUACACUUUAUUCUCUGAGGCAUUCUCAAUUCUACAACAGGUUACUGGUCCCAUGCAUCGGGAGGUUGCUAAUUGCUGUCGAUAUCUUGCCAUGGUUUUGUAUCAUGCUGGAGAUAUGGCCGGGGCUAUCAUGCAACAACACAAGGAACUGAUUAUAAAUGAACGUUGUCUUGGUUUAGAUCAUCCUGACACUGCUCACAGUUACGGAAAUAUGGCUCUGUUUUACCAUGGACUUAACCAGACAGAACUUGCCCUUCGCCAUAUGUCCCGUGCUUUGCUAUUAUUAAGUUUGUCAUCAGGGCCUGAUCAUCCUGAUGUUGCAGCAACAUUUAUCAAUGUUGCAAUGAUGUUUCAGGAUAUAGGAAAGAUGAACACAGCUCUUCGUUAUCUGCAAGAAGCUUUAAAGAAGAAUGAAAGGCUUCUUGGCGAGGAGCAUAUUCAAACUGCUGUUUGUUAUCAUGCUCUUGCCAUUGCAUUUAAUUGUAUGGGUGCUUUCAAGCUCUCUCAUCAGCAUGAGAGGAAAACGUAUGAUAUACUUGUCAAACAACUUGGUGAAGAUGAUUCAAGGACACGAGAUUCGCAGAAUUGGAUGAACACUUUCAAGAUGCGAGAACUGCAGAUGAAUGCCCAAAAGCAAAAGGGUCAAGCUCUGAAUGCAGCUUCGGCUCAGAAGGCUAUUGAUAUCCUGAAGGCACACCCUGAUUUGAUUCAUGCAUUCCAAGCUGCUGCAGUUGCUGGGGGAUCUGGAAGUUCAAGUGUAUCUACAAACAAAUCCCUGAAUGCUGCAAUAAUGGGUGAGGCCCUCCCCAGAGGAAGGGGAAUUGAUGAAAGGGCUGCACGUGCGGCUGCUGAAGUCAGGAAGAAAGCUGCAGCAAGGGGCCUGUUAGUGCGUCCCCAUGGUGUACCAGUCCAAGCCUUGCCACCCCUUACCCAACUUCUGAAUAUCAUAAACUCAGGUGCAACUCCAGACACUGUGAAUAAUGGGAAUGCAGAUGGAGCAAAGGAGGACACAAAUGGCAUUGAUCCAAGUGAUUCAACUGAUGUCAACAAAGGCCAAACAGUACCUGUGCAAGAGCAGGCUCCUGUUGGAUUAGGCAAGGGAUUGUCAUCCUUGGACGCAAAGAAACAAAAGGCGAAACCAAAAGCUGGAGCUUGAAAUUUUGAACUUGUAAGCUCUGGUAAUUGGCAAUGGUAGAUUUAUUUCCGAUCAAUAUUCUUUGAGAUGGUUGGGUUAACCAGGUACUUUGCUCAACUUUUUUUUCUUUUUUUCUGGAGAGUGCUGUAGCGAUCAGAAGUAAUUUUGGUUUUUUGGCCUUUGCUCCUUAGAUUUGGUAGAUUUAGACCUCCAGAAUGAAUGUGAUUGUGAUCAAGUACAUUGUUAAUUUUUUGUUCGGGGCGAUUGCUGAUGAUUUUUCAAUAAACUCUAUAAUCCGGGAUGCAGGGUAAGAACUAUCAUUUUGAUAAUGAAACCCUAUAUCCAUGACAAAUUUAAUUUACUGCUGGGUUAAGGCAAAUUAAAUGCAUAAUCUACGGUGUAGAAAAUUUUGCUGCAA